UUGGGUAAGGAUGGCUCAGUCAAAAACGUGGUGUGAUCAAGUCAUCUACUGUUCCCGCAGGGGUGCCGGAAAAUAACUUUAUCCAAUUCUAGAAAAAGGUUUAGGAUAGUGUUGAGUGUCCUCUGACAAGGACAGUGUGCAGUGUUACUCAUCUCUUAAGACAGUCUUUACUUUUCUUGAUCGUAAAAGGUGUCUGAAAAACGUGAAAAGUCUUGCAGAGGAUUUUAGAGUACUUGAUGUAAUUAUUUCACAAUUAUGACGUGGAUCCCAGGAAAGCAUUUUAACAGGCUACCAGAGCAGAUUUUCAAGUCGCAACGGAAAAGACUCUUUUGUCUUACUUAGUCUACAACGAGUUCCUCUGAAUAUUUGAAAAUAAAAAAAAAGUUUCUAAGUACUCAAAGAAUCUACUCGUAAUCCCGAACGCUCUUGAAGCGUUGACAAGUCUCAAACGCGAUAUCAAACUGUUUGAAACUGUCUUAGACUUUUGAACUUACCAACCCAAUAACAACAGUUAAUUAUAAGUGAAAAAUAACUUUCCUGAUCUUAUUAAUAGUGAACGAUUCCUCAUUUGCGCCAACAUGGGUUGCGGUGAAAGCAAAGACGUUCAGAGGAUCAGCAGCUCAGACGCUCAGAAAAAGCUCCAGUCCUCCUUGAAGGGACUCGACGUGGUUAGGAUAUCUUCCGCGACCUCUUCCUCCUCCGGGGUGGGCUCAGGGGAGUCGGGUUCGGCCCCUAACUCCCCGGAGGAAAAGUUAUUCGGUCUGGAGUCGGAGGACUCCCUAGGCAACUUACCCACCACGUUGGAAAACAUUCCCGACAGCGACUUAGGGGAGUCGCUGGACUGCAGAAGGGGCGGCGGCGGCAACAACUGGUACAAAACGACGAAAACGCCGCCCACCUCCUCUGUCACGGCGCCCAACUCCUCCUCCGCCCGCAGUCAUGACUCGAGCGACUCGGGCAUCUACGACCUCGACGACGACUACUCCUUCGUCAUCACGGAGAACUCGCCGCCGGAGUUGGUCAAGAGAGUCAUCGAUGACUUCACGCCCAUAGAGAACAUUGACUUGACGUUAACGGGGAAGCAAUGCCCUCGGCUGUUGAGUGGCUACCAAAAGGCGAGACAGGAGGAAGCUGAGAUCCUGGCGUCCCUUCGGGAGGAAGGAUUUAUCUCCACAUCGAGGCAGCGAGCUGGAGGGGGCAUGGCCUUCGAGAUCAUUGAGGCCACGCCAGUCACCGAGUCGGCCUCUAGCAGCAAGUUCAAACCAAAGGACUUCCUGCCCCAGGGAACGAAAGAUUACCUGGACUCACAGAGAACCAAACAUCAGCUGAAAAACUUCACUCCAGAGGAUGUCGAGCAGCGAAUGCAGCUGGCAGAAGAGAGAAGACUUGCUGAAAUCGCUGCCAAGAAAGAGAAGAUGGUUUCGCUUUACAAGAACGACGCAGAAGAAAAGAAGUCCCACGAACUGAGAGACAAAUUAGUAAAUAAGAAGGACGCAGCCUUGGAGAAGAGGGAGGCCCACCUGAAAGAACUGAGAGACAAGCUGAAGGAGAAGAACAAGAAGAUCCAGCAGGUGAAACUGAAGAAGCUUAUCAACGGACCUCCAGUUCCGAUUCCAGUGGCGCCUUCGGCAGCAGCUUACAGAGAAAGGGGCUAUGACGAUUUCUUUAACUGAAAUGACAGAUUCGUGCACGAUAACCUUUGCCAGUGUGUUUUGAAAGCUUGAAGGGUGGCUUUUGUAUGGCAUCUUUAAUAUAACUGGCGACUGACGGAGAUUUCUGGCAAUGAGUUUAAGGGUCCUUAUUCGAAAUUAACCAGUGAUCAGGGCUCGGGGAGUGUAAGCUGUGUUGACUUUAUUUUCGCGGUCUCUGCCAGUCAUAUAACGCUGCUGGAUUCAGCAACAAGGCAUUCGUAUCCAAAAUAUGUUUUUUUUAAAGUUUUGUGGAAGCCUUUUGAAUCGAUUAUCUUAUAUUAGAUAACAUUAAUAUUUGGGAACUUACAAUGAUUUUGGUGAAUGAUUCGAAAGCCUUGGGGAUUACUGUGGUAUCAUGUAGCUUAUAUUUUACAACUUACAACGAUGUCUGUAAACAGAUAUUUUAAAGCCUGACGAAUACGAUGAUUUGGUAAAUGAUUUUAGGCUUCAUGAAUGACCUUGUCUCUUUUGAAACAGCUGAAGAUAUGAGCACGCUGUUGCUUUGCAUGAAAGAAAACGGUUGAAAAAGAGGAGAGAUGAACGCUUGUCUCAGAUUAGACAGCCAUGGGUGAUUAUAUUUCUUAUUUUCAAAUAGUUGUAGAUAUAAAUAUAUAUUUCCAUUUUUAUAUCGUCUAAAUUUUCUGCUGAAACAACUGUUGUUGGUAUGAAUAAGGCAACAACAAUUUAAUAAUGUUUUCUGUGUUGGAAACAAAUUUAACUUCAAAUGAGAUUUAUUUUUCGUAGGAAAUGUCAGCUUGGCAUUGUUUUAUUUUGUCGUUACUACAUCAUUCUAGUUUCAUCUUUCACGUGUAUGUAAAGCAUUAACGUAUUCUUUUAUUCAGAUUUAGUGGAGAUAGCAGCGUGUAUGGUAACGUAUGAAUGUCAACUGACUUAAGUUUUCCGUCCUGUGAAUAGAAUGAGUGAAUGACAGUCAAAGGCUUAUCCUUCCUCCGAACUUCUUUCGAGUUUUGACUUCUUACCGACAUCUUUCUAACUCUAUGGAACUUGUUGCGCAAUGCUGAGGCCUUAUUAUUGUAAAAACAACAAUGAAUUUCAACCUUAACUGCCUUACUGCCGUUGGUGUACAACUGUACGUCAACCAUAUGGAUCUAGACUCGACAAUUCUUCUUCUUUCCUUCUUCGUGCUUUCUUAUGGUCUCCCGAUCUGAAAGUGUGAUAUUCAAUCAUUUCCUCAUAUAUUUUGUAGAAAACUUGUACAUAACAGGAUCUGUUGUCAUCAUAGGUACACAAAAAAGGUCAUUAAUCUUAGCUUUAAGAAUGACAUACGAAUGAAGUUGCGUUACUUGCCUAAGACUUCCCUUACGUCACAAAAUCAAAUCACAUGUCACGGAGACAUCUGUCGAUAGGAUUUCAUCGUUUACAUUAGAAGUCACAUCAUCAUCCAUAGAGAGGGUUUAGUCAUACUUUCUUAAAAUGCGCGAUUUUUCAAAGGAUCAGUACCCAAGUGUAAUCAAAAUACGUCAUGCCAGGUUUACGAGUCAGUUCCUGUGAAACUUUAAAACAGAUUUAACGGAACGUUCAUUGGGAGCAUCAAUGACGAAAUUGACGAGGCUUUCGUACACUCACUUCAAAUGCAUUUUCUUCUUCAUGGCACCUCUCAGAACAUGAAAAUGCGUAUUUUAUCUUAAGAAAGAGGGUAUCAGUUCCACCGGGAAUUAUUGUCCUGUCGAAAUGUGUCACGUUAACUAUAGUAAGCUGGUGAUGGAAAUUCACCCACACUCGACUCUCCCUCUCUCUCUCUCUCUCUCGGUUUAUGAUUUUAUUAUCAUUCAUAUUUCCUGUAUACUUCCCAAUUCUUAUGAGCAUUUACAAAUAGGGAUAAAAAUAACACUUAAUAAUCUGUAUGGUUCUGAUUUUCUUAAGUUUUGCCUAUUGUAAUUAAAUCUUUUAAAUAAUUCUUACUUAAAAGGCUGUUAUGUAAUACAGAAACACUUCCUCAAUUCAUAUUUUUUAAACGUAGAUGCCUUCAGUGUUAGUUCCGAGUGGUUAAAAUCUUUUCAUUUGCUGUGUGUGUGUGUGUGUGUGUGUGUGUGUGUGAGAGAGAGAGAGAGAGAGUGAAAAAGAUUGUAGUUUUGACUAAACUUCAUACUACUUAAUAUAAGUGAUAAAAUCAUUAUUGUAUUGUUGAUUUACUCAGUGAAUUAUGACCAUUGUCUUGUGUGUGUAUGUGUGUGUGUGUGUGAGAGAGAGAGAGAGAGAGAGAGAGAGAGAGAGAUAGAGGGAGAGAGCGUGAAAUUGUAGUUUUGACUAAACUUCAUACUACUUAAUUUAGGUGAAAAAAAAACAGGAUCUUAUUGUCGAUUUCUCGGUGAAUUAUGACCAUUGCCUUGUGCGUGUGUAUGUCUGUGUGUGUUUAUUAGAGAGAGAGAGAGAGAGAGAGAGAAGAGCAGGAAAAAACUCUUGGCGAUCAGCCCUGUUUUAACGCUAUUUACUGAUCAUACAAAAGAUUUCUGUUUAUACCCUGAUCGUGAGCAUCAGCAUCAUCUUUUUGUAUAUUGCCGGUGUAGGCCUAAGCUAAUGCUCGACACAGAAGUUGUGUAUGAAAAUGCCCACUGCUAUUUGAAUGGUACAAAGUUUUUUGGAUGUAGAUCUUAG
This is a messenger RNA of Macrobrachium nipponense, 4307 nucleotides long. RefSeq lists its product as uncharacterized. The coding region runs from base 579 to 1673 and encodes 364 amino acids. Gene Ontology annotation, biological process: regulation of microtubule polymerization or depolymerization. The transcript is spliced from 6 exons. The record is from RefSeq and is a predicted model, not a curated record. Lineage: Eukaryota; Metazoa; Arthropoda; Malacostraca; Decapoda; Palaemonidae.